Guillardia theta CCMP2712 is the source of this 426-nucleotide messenger RNA. RefSeq lists its product as hypothetical. Bases 1 to 426 code for a protein of 141 amino acids. The transcript has 6 exons. NCBI's taxonomy places the organism in Eukaryota, Cryptophyceae, Pyrenomonadales, Geminigeraceae. The record is from RefSeq and is a predicted model, not a curated record.
AUGCACAGCGUUUGGUCUCACACGAACGAAUGCAGCAGCCCGGAGGCUUUAUACAACCUGUCAACCAUGGUGCUGUCGUUCGUAGUGAUGGAUUAUCCCGACACGACAGAGAAUAAGGAGAAUCGAAAUCGUUGGAAGAUCAUUUUGUUAGCGUCAGAAAGAGGCAGAUCUCAAACAUCGCAUCUAGGGCAGUUCAUGGAAAUAAUUCUGACCGGAGAUGAAUCUGAAGUAUUUCAAGAAUUAGUGAAGCAUCUUGAAAUCAUGGAAAGAAAGAAUGGAGAUGAAAUCAAUGCGGAUGGCAUGGAGAUGGACGAGAAGGAAAGCCUGGUAUCACAUUUUGAUGGUGUAGACCCGUCGAUGAUCGAACGGUUGCACGUGUGCUAUAUUGCCAACCAAAAGGGUUACUUGAAGAAGAAAAAACCUUGA